This is a messenger RNA of Phragmites australis (common reed), 1293 nucleotides long. RefSeq lists its product as uncharacterized. Gene Ontology annotation, molecular function: calcium ion binding. The transcript has 4 exons. Gene Ontology annotation, biological process: photosynthesis; photosynthetic electron transport chain. The coding region runs from base 533 to 898 and encodes 121 amino acids. The record is from RefSeq and is a predicted model, not a curated record. NCBI's taxonomy places the organism in Eukaryota, Viridiplantae, Streptophyta, Magnoliopsida, Poales, Poaceae. Gene Ontology annotation, cellular component: extrinsic component of membrane; chloroplast; photosystem II oxygen evolving complex.
UUGUCUCACGGUCACACGGUCUCAUUCUAGUCGGCAAUGCGACCACGCGAGGGCUCGACCGCGCGCGUCGGGACGAGGUCUCGGUGCGGCCGUGCAGGGAGAAACGAGCGUGACGGCUUCUUCGGCUGCGUCGGCCGAUCGAGCGAUCUGGAGCGCGAGCGCUGAUCCAUUCCGUGCGAUCUUCCGGCCAGGGCCCCAGGAUUUGGGUGUCAAACUACCAAAGGCGGCCGGCGUACCCACCGCAGUGACAACGCACACAAAAGCCCGCAAACUCUCAGAUUACCCUGACGAUCUUACCGUAUUCGUACUGGCGUACACCCAUCGUCGCCUCGGCAGGCGUAUCGGGGUCGGUGUUCUCGGCUAGGCGAGCGCAAAAACCCUCCUCCUUCACCGACACCGUGGAGGUUAAUAGCAACUGCUUUAAUCAAUUACUAUUACAAGAAACCAAGAUGCUUGAAAGAGAACAGCGAAGGAGAAGUAUGGUGGUAGAGCCGUAGAGAGGUAGGGCAGAGGGUACUGCACAGGAACAUCAAUGGAUCAGGGGAUGGAGCUGAAGGGGUGCGUUUGCCGGAUCAAGAGCUGCGCCGUUGAGCUUCUGUCUAUGGAGGAGGAUCUCGUGACUGAUCUGGACGAUGACCUGUGGGAUUUGAACAGGAGGGACCUCCAGCUCAAGGCCACCUUCCUGUACAUUGACCUGAGCCGUGUGAUCUCCCGCAGCGAAGGCGAGGAGCACAGGAAGGCGCUCACCCUUCUCUCCAACGAGUUCUUCUACUUCAUGGAUGAGCUGGGUGACGCCGUGGCGAGCCGGAGCGUCUCCGUCGUGAAGGUGUGCUACGGCGACGUGGCUCGGGCCCUGCGCGAGGUGGUCGCCGCCGUUACGCCGCCGGCAGCAGUAUGAUGGGCUUAUUCCAUUAUGUUGUUGCCAUAUUGCUGUAGAGGCAGGGAGGAGCACCGACAGAGAGACGCAUGAAAAGGAGAGACAAGUGUGUCUAAAAACUCUUGCAGAAAAGAGGACGAGAUGAUACAUGUCACCAUGUAAGAAAUGUGGCGGUAGCUACAUCACCUAUGUACAUACAUGAUGAGAGGGUGGCUGUGGAGAGAGAGCUGAAGCAAAGCUAGGAAAAGAUCAGCUUGCGUACAGUUUUUUUUUCCUCCGUGAUAAUGGUCUUCUGUCCUGCCUCGUUUUCCCCUCUGAAUUUUCCUGUGUUUGCGCGUUGCGCGAUGAUAAAUGUUGCAUAGAUUGCCUAAAUCUGUGGAAUAUGACUCCAUACAUUUGACUGGGAUCCGAAGCAU